Molecule: messenger RNA, 1143 nt
Organism: Dissoconium aciculare CBS 342.82
Lineage: Eukaryota; Fungi; Ascomycota; Dothideomycetes; Mycosphaerellales; Dissoconiaceae
Product: glycosyltransferase family 8 protein
Exons: 3
Coding region: 1-1143 (380 amino acids)
Molecular function (GO): glycosyltransferase activity
Source: RefSeq, a predicted model, not a curated record
AUGGUUUCCUUUCCGGAUUCCAAACCUAAACAAUCGCGCUUCAAAACUUACCUCGCCGUCGCCGCCGGCCUGGUCCUACUACUCGUCUGGUCCAUCACUUCCGAAAAGCAUGUUUCCGCCGGACUCGCAAAACUUCGCGGCGACAAUCCGCCCGCCCCGGCCGGCGAGCCAGACGAUCUCUUCAUCGGCUUCAAGGAAUUCUUCCAGGACGACCUCGAGAAUUCGAACCCGACCUUUGACGCGCGGAACCUGAGACGCUUCAUGCCGCACAACUACGGCGCCGAGGAGAAGUACACAUUUGCGACCUACCUCUCCACUCGCAAUGGUUCCAUGCAUGAUCCGUAUUUCGCCGCCGCCCAACAGCUGGUGUAUCGCAUGUUGUGGGACCCCGAGAUCAAGUCGAAAUAUCCAUUUACCGUCUUCGUGGCGCCGCAUAUUCCCGAUUCACAGCGGGAUAUCCUCGCGGCUGCGGGAGCGAUUAUUCGCGAGUUGGAAUUGGUACCGUGGCACGCGGAGGCGAUCACUAAUGCUCGAUGGCGUGAUAUGUUCUCCAAACUCAACAUUUGGGCCCAGGUCGAUUUUGAGAGAGUCGUCCUCUUAGAUACCGAUGCGUUCCCCAUUGAGAACAUCGAUGGCAUUUUCGAUGUCCUGGAGGAACGCGAAUGCAAACGCGAUCUUAUUCCCAAGACUGAGAAGCACGAGCGGAAAGUCAAGCCCGAACUCGACUCCGCCUGCACGUACGUCUUCGCCGCUGUCGAGCACAAAUUCAGCCAGUUCAAUGGCGGCGUGCUCGUCGCGAAGCCCAACCUCGCCAUGCACGCGCGCCUCCUGCGACACAUCCACACGGACAAUUUCGGCGCGCAGACCAUGGAACAAGCCUUUCUGAACGAAUUCUUCAAACAAGAUGGGCCCUUUCCCGCGCAGCUCAUCGACCGCACCUGGAACGGUUUCGUGCCGCAGGAGGACGAGGAGGGCAAAUUGAAAGUCUUCCACGACAAACUUUGGAAGAUGGACGGCUGGCUCGAUCGAAAUAUCACUUGGGCCAAGGGCAUGUUCAACCGCUCCUGGGACGACAUGUUGGGGCUUUAUGAGAGUGGGGAGUUCGUCGGGGUGAGGAGACAGGAUGGUGUGAGACUCUAUUAG